Molecule: messenger RNA, 942 nt
Organism: Pseudophryne corroboree (corroboree frog)
Lineage: Eukaryota; Metazoa; Chordata; Amphibia; Anura; Myobatrachidae
Product: olfactory receptor 2AP1-like
Exons: 1
Coding region: 1-942 (313 amino acids)
Biological process (GO): G protein-coupled receptor signaling pathway
Cellular component (GO): membrane
Molecular function (GO): olfactory receptor activity; G protein-coupled receptor activity
Source: RefSeq, a predicted model, not a curated record
AUGACUAUGUACCAGUUAAAGAAUAUGACACUUGUUGCAGAGUUCAUACUGCUGGGAUUUUCUCCCAUUCCACAAUUUAUUCCACUGGUCUUCUGCUUGGUACUCUUGUCAUAUAUACUCACCAUGCUAGGGAAUUUCCUUAUACUUACCUUAGUUUUUCUGAAUAGUAGAAUGCAAAGUCCAAUGUAUCUUUUCCUGGUUAAUUUAGCUGUAGUUGAUAUAUGUUUCAUCAAUACUACAGUACCAAACUUUCUAAAUAACAUCACUAAGGACAGAAAAACCAUAUCUUUAGCCUGCUGCUUAACUCAGUUAUUCUUUUACUUUUUUGUGGGAACUGUUGAAUUUCUACUAUUGGCUGUAAUGUCUAUUGACAGAUACUUAGCAAUAUGCUACCCCCUGCAUUAUGCAGCAAUUAUGAAAAAACGUGUAUGCAUUCAGCUAAUUACUGGCGUUUGGCUUGGUUCGUUUUUCUCUAUUUGUAUUCCUGUAUAUUUCGUGAUGAAACUCAAAUUUUGUUUUCCAGAGAUUGACCAUUUUUUCUGUGAUGUUGGGCCACUCCUGAAGAAUUCCUGCACAAACACAGCACAUAUUGAGAAUUGGGUACUAUUUGCAUCUUCUUCUCUUUUUAUUGUUUCUUUCUCAGUUACAUUCCUGUCUUAUAUGACUAUCAUAAUUACUGUAGUAAAGAUUCAUUCUGCAGGAGGGAAGCAAAGAGUUUUUAGUACCUGCUCUUCUCAUGGCAUAGUUGUGACUCUUGUAUAUGGCAGCUGCAUGUUUAUGUAUUCUAGACCAACAAAACAUCAGGAAUUUUCUUUAAGCAAAAAAGUUUCAAUUCUGAACACAAUAGUUGUUCCAUUAAUAAACCCAUUCAUUUAUACUCUAAGGAACCAAAAUGUCAAGGAAACCAUUGUUGAUGUGUUUUUAAAACUCACCAAGAACUGA